This is a messenger RNA of Rhineura floridana, 2402 nucleotides long. RefSeq names its product alpha-1-antitrypsin-like protein GS55-MS. The transcript has 8 exons. Gene Ontology annotation, biological process: negative regulation of endopeptidase activity. The coding region runs from base 244 to 1602 and encodes 452 amino acids. The record is from RefSeq and is a predicted model, not a curated record. Gene Ontology annotation, molecular function: serine-type endopeptidase inhibitor activity. Lineage: Eukaryota; Metazoa; Chordata; Lepidosauria; Squamata; Rhineuridae.
UGGAGAGCAUACAUUUCUCAAAAUGCCCUGACUUAUUUAAAUGAUAGACCAAUGCAAAUAUCUUGCCCUUCUUCUUCAGAGAGUCACCUCUGAAUGUAAGCUGCAAUCCUGCCCCUUCUGCUUCACGUCUCCCAGGAGGCUUAUAGACCCUCUUGUGGGAGAAGACUGAGCCAAGAUCAUCAGGAGUAGACUUCACAUCUCUAAUCCGUCCUGCAGGGAGACAGCAUACCUGGUUCCUCCCAGAUGAACACAAUGCCUCAGUUUUACCUGAGCUUACUUCUUGCUGGGCUCUUUGCUUUUGCCCACUGUCACCACGUCCCCGACCACCAUGAGGACCAUCCUUCUGCUGAAGAUCACAGUGAUCCCAUCUCUUCAAAGAUAGCCUCAGGCAAUACUGAGUUUGCCAUGAAAUUCUUCCACCAGCUUGCUUCAGAGGGUGCUAAUACGAACAUUUUCUUCUCACCUCUGAGCAUUUCCACUUCCUUGGCCUUGUUGUUAAUGGGAGCUAGAUCCACCACACGGAGUCAGCUUUUGUCAGGACUUGGCUUUAACCAGACUGACAUUAGUGAGCAGGAAAUACAUGAAGGAUUCCAUCAUCUCCUCCAUCUGUUAAAUAGCCCUACUGCUGAAAUCCAGUUGAGCAUUGGGAAUGCCAUGUUCACAGAUGCCCGAAUGAAACCCCUAAAGAAGUUCUUGGAUGAUGCCCAACAUUUUUAUGAGACAGAAGUUUGUCCUACUAACUUCAAGAAUUCAACAGAAGCUGAGAGCCAGAUCAAUAGCUACAUAGAAAAGAAAACUCAUGGAAAAUUGGUUGAAGUUGUUAAGGGUUUUGACCCAGAGGUUGUAAUGGUCCUUGUAAACUAUAUUUUCAUGAAAGGAGUAUCUCUAUAUACAAUUCUAACCCUGCGGAGGCAGCACAGAGAGAAUGCACACAUGAUUUGGUCUACCGUCAUAGGUAGUAGCUUGGGAACAACAACAAUUGCAGCCUUGCUGCCCACGUAUUGGGAAAAGCCUUUCGAUUAUCUAAGCACUAGAGAAGAUGAUUUCUUCGUGGAUGAGCAAACAACGGUGAAAGUCCCUAUGAUGAACAAAGACAGCAUCUUUGAGACUUACUAUGAUCAGGAUCUGUCCUGUCGGGUGGUGAAGCUCCCCUACAAGGGCAAUGCUUCAGCAUUAUUCAUUCUGCCUGACCAAGGAAAACUGAAGCAGGUGGAAGACGCUCUGGGGAAAGACGUUUUGUCAAAAUGGUUGCAAUCACUGAAACCAGGAGUAAUACGUCUAUCCCUUCCAAGGAUCUCAAUCUCUGGCAGCUAUGCUCUCAAAGGGAUAUUAAGAAGAAUGGGCAUUACUGAUGUAUUCACAGACCAAGCAGACCUCUCCGGAAUUACUGGGAAGCCAGAGCUGAAGGUUUCCAAGGCUAUUCACAAAGCUUAUUUAAAUGUCCAUGAGAAUGGCACUGAAGCUGCAGCCACCACCAUUGCUGAAGAGGUUCCCAUCUCCUUUCCCCUUGAAAUGAAAUUCAAUAGGCCCUUCCUGACUCUAAUCAUACAAGGGGAUUAUAUUCUGUUCAUGACAAAAAUUAAAAAUCCUGCACAGGCAUGAUUUCUUAUAUGCAGCAUGCGUGAAGAGAUCCAGUCCCUGUCAUGCAUUCCCAAACUAGUUAAACUCUAAAUGAGUCUAAAUGUCACAGAUUGGGAAGGAAGGAUUUGUCACUUUUGGUUCUCUCCGUUUCUCAUUUUUCCAAUCUUAAAUUCAGUUCUCCACAUUUCCACAGCAAUUUGCAAUUUUUUAAAAAGAAAUCCUCCUUAAAAUUGUGCAGCAUUCAUGCAUACUUUCUCUUAAUAUAUAUAUUUAUCAACUUUCUUUGGUUGGAGAACUUCAUCACAAAAUUCAGAUGAGUGCACAUUUCAAAGGAUGGCUGUGUUCUGGUUCCCAUAAUUGUUUCGGAAAGUGCAAAUGUGAUAGAUUCAGCUUUAAAUGAAACUGAAUCAAAUUUCUCACGCAUCCCUAAUCGCAGAUCAAAUAUCAUAGGCAAAAAUAUUCCAUCAAGCUUUCCUAUCUCCUGUUACCAAUGCAAACAUAAUACACUUCAGUGGAAGCACAUACUUUGCACAUUAAUCUGCAUAUAAUGGAAUUAUGUUAUUUUACAGGGUGAAUCAUCUCUAAGAUCACAGUCUUGAAAAACAGAAUUAAUUUCAUGUGAGCAACAUUCACUGUACUGCAGCCCUCUUUCACCUCACAAUGAAUUUGUAGAGGUUGGUGUUGUUUGUAAAAUCAAAUCAAAAGCCUUUUGUUUAUGCAUGGUUUUGUGUUCUCAUGUCGCAUGUGACAUGAUGUGUAUUGUGCAUGGAGUGUUGCUCUUUGGCACACAUAAUAAACACCUAGGAUGUGCGCCUACUGGA